GGCCUGCUCACACUCUUCACCCCCUCUCCUUCGAUGGGGAGGGUCGCUCCCCACUAGAAUGGAUCCCAGCUCCAUCCUGGAAGAGUUUCUCAUCAAGCGCUCUCAGCAGAAGCGAAGAACCUCUCCCUCCAAUUACAAGGAGCGAUACUUCAUCUUGACUAGAUCCCGGCUUGCUUACUACGAGUGUCGCACUGGGAAGAAGCAGGUGAUGAAGGGAUUCAUCGAUGUCUCCAAAAUCAAGUGUGUGGAGAUCGUGCUGACCGACAUGAGCCUCCCCUGCAGCUACAAGUAUCCCUUCCAGGUUUUCCAUGAGAGUUACUAUUUGUAUGUGUUCGCUCCGAGCAAAGAGAGUCGGCAGAAGUGGGUGACAGCCCUGAAAGAAGAAUCAAAGAACAACAACAUCCUGACCAACAAAUACCACCCCAACUUCUGGGCAGAGGGACACUGGCUGUGUUGUUCUCAACUCGACAAGCUGGCCAUGGGCUGCCAGUUCUAUGAUCCCAACAGGGACUCCAAGAAGCCACUUCCACCGACUCCGGUAUUGAGCAAGUGGAAGCCGCUGCCCCCGGAGCCCCUGGAGAUGGAUCUGAACACAGUGGUGGUGGCGCUGUAUGAUUUCCACAGCCGGAACGUGCAGGACCUGUCGCUGGUGAAGAACGAGGAGUACGUCAUCGUGGACAAGAACGAUGCCAACUGGUGGCAGGCGCGCAAUAAAAACGGGCAGACCGGUUACGUCCCCAGCAGCUACGUGGUGGAGAAGACCCCCGACAACCUGCAGGCCUACGAGUGGUACAACAAGAACAUUCCCCGCAACAAGGCCGAGCAACUGCUUCAGAAGGAGGAUAAACAAGGAGCGUUCAUGGUGAGGGAUUCGCGGCAGGCUGGAACGUACACCGUCUCCGUGUUCACCAAAGCCAGCAGUGACUGCAGCGCUGGGGUCAAGCAUUACCACAUCAAAGAAAUCACGGACACCCACAAACGUUACUACCUGGCCGAGAAACACGUCUUCGAUUCCAUUCCCGAGCUCAUCAACUACCAUCAACACAACGCAGCAGGUCUAGUCACACGCUUGAGGUACCCUGUGUCAUCCUGGAGGGAAACAGCCCCCUCGACGGCAGGAUUCAGUUACGGGGCCUGGGAGAUCACAGCCACUGCUCUGACCUUCAUGGAGGAGGUGGGCUGUGGUCAGUUCGGAGUGGUGCACAUGGGCUACUGGAACAACAGGUACAAGGUGGCCAUCAAGAUGAUCCGCGAAGGAGCCAUGUCAGAGGAGGACUUCAUCGAGGAGGCUCAGAUCAUGAUGAAGCUGUCUCACGAGAAGCUGGUGCAGUUGUACGGCGUCUGCACCCAGGGCAGCCCCAUCUACCUGGUCUUUGAGUACAUGGAGCACGGCUGCCUGUCAGAGUACCUCAGGAACAACCGCGGAUCCUUCAGCCGACAGACGCUGCUGGGAAUGUGCCAGGACGUGUGCGAGGGGAUGGAAUACCUGGAGUGCAACAAAUUCAUCCACAGGGACCUGGCAGCACGGAACUGUUUGAUUGGAGAUUCGCUCAUAAUUAAAGUGUCUGAUUUUGGGAUGACAAGGUUUGUCCUGGAUGAUCAGUACACCAGCUCCUCCGGCUCCAAGUUCCCGGUCAAGUGGUCGGCUCCUGAAGUUUUCCGAUAUUCCAAGUUCAGCAGCAAGUCUGACGUCUGGUCGUUUGGGGUGCUGAUGUGGGAGGUGUUCUCCGAGGGGAAGAUGCCGUACGAUAACUGCUCCAACUCCGAGCUGGUGGAAGAAAUUGCAGCGGGAUUUCGCCUUCACAAGCCGAAGAUGGCCUCGAGUUCAAUCUACAAAGUCAUGUCUUGCUGUUGGUUUGAGAGACCCGAGGACAGGCCUUCGUUUUAUGAACUCCUCAAUGAAAUAAGCGAGCUUUCUGAAUCGGAGGACCCAUAAACGGACAGUGGAGAUGGUUCGCCUUGGAAUGGACCGUCUGGCACACAGGAACACUCCGAAUACCGGGCAACAGUUAUUAAAUAUUUAUUUAUUACUUAUUAAAGUAAUUUUGACUUGGUGAAUGCACUCCUGUGGAGGUAGAACCCUCGGGAGUUCUUGGGCACAAUAUGGGCAAUGGCCAUUGGUAUUUGAAGUAGGAAUCCCGUUUGUUACCAACACUGACUGGCACUGAGGCCAACUCCAGACCCAGGCAACAGAAGCACACAGUGUGUGGACAAGCCUUCUCCUUCACCCCCUGCCAGUCCACCCACCACCUUCCCUGCUCAACAUGUCUCACCGUCAAUCUCUCUCCCAUAUUCACCGCUCCCACACAAACCUGUUCAUCCUGACCUUUGUAACUAACUCUGAUUCUCAGCUUUGCUGGAGGUAGUUCCAUGUCCUGCUGCCCUGUGUGAGGAGCUGAUCCUUCUCAGUGCCCUUCCAGGCUGCCCAAGUCUCUCCCCCCUUGGCUCUAUCACCACCGAAUCACUCUUCACUCUUUGCCAUUGGGCAAAUGGGAAGCUUAGGAAUGGGGGAGGCCAUUUUGUGCCUCAAAUCUCUCAGCUGUUCAAUGGGAUCAGGGAAGAGGUGUGAUCCUAGUUCCUUGCUCCAUAUUCAGCACCAACCCAGGUCUGUCCAUCUGAGUCACGACUUCUCCACACGAGCCCAGGUGUUACCAUCUGCUGGGGAGGAGUGGUCUGGUUUCUCAACACUGUGUAAGAGCUCAACCAUUUUGAUUGGAGAUUAAGUUGCAAAACAUUAGAUAAAAAGAAAGCAACAAGUGCAAGACUCUGAAUCAAUUGACAGCCACAUGGAGUGGAAAUGAGAAUCGGCCAUUUCUGGCCUUGUGCCUGCGCUCUGCCCUCUGUCCCUGACCUUCGACUCUCUUGUGAUGACCACACAGGAAGUGUUCACACUUCGAGUAAAUAAAGUAAACAAGCACGUAGAUCGGGUGGUGAGGACGGUGUACGGCAUGCGUGCCUGCAUCAAUCAGGGCAUUGACUACAAGAGUCAGGAAGCCACGUUGCAGCUUUAUAAAACUUUGUUUAGGCCACAUCUGGAGUAUUGUGGGCAGUGCUAGUCGCCCCAUUACAGGAGGGAUGUGGGGAGGGGGCAGGAGAGGUUCACCAGGACGCUGCAUGGAUUAGAGGGCAUGAGCUGUAAGGAGAGGUUGGACAAACUUGGUUUGUUUUCUCUGGAGCGGCGGAGGCUGAGGGGAGACCUGAUAGAGGUUUAUAAAAUUAUGAGAGGCAGAGAUCGGGUAGAUAAUCAUAGUCUCUUUUCUGGGCUAGAAAUAUCAAAUACUAGAGGGCAGAGCUUUGAGGUGAUGGGGGAAAGGUUUAAGGAGAUGUGCAGGGCAAGUUUUUUUUACAGAGAGAGUGGUGGGUGCCCGGAACAUGCUGCCAGGGGUGGUGGUGGAAGCAGAUACAAUAGUGGUGUUUAAGAGGCUUUUAGACAGACACAAGAACGUGCAGGGAAUGGAAACAUAUGGAUCACAUGCAGGCAGUGAGAAAUUUUGUUUAAUUUGGCAUCAGGGUCAGUACAGAUAUUGUGGGCCGAAGGGCCUGUUCCUGCGCUGUACUGUUCUAUGUAGCUGAGCUCCCUGAGAUGAACUGAGUCACCAUGCAGUGAACACCCCAUCAUUCUCCUGUGAAUUUGGGAAACUUUUUUGGGUGAACAAAAUCUAAUUCAGAUUUUUUAAACUAGAUUAUUUUUCAAUUUCUGUAACUCUUGGACAUCAGAGACCUGGUUUAAAUCCAGCGGAGAGCUGACUCCUCUGCACCAGUCCCACCUCAAUGGUCAAACUGAUCAGAAGAAACAAGUGUGUUUCGACAGCUGCUGCGGAGAGAUCAGGAGCUAUUUAAGGCGGUUGUCAUGGGAUUCAGUAGACUGACUGACACUGAGCAGCUCUGCAUUAAGUCCUGAUGUGACUCCGCUCUCUGCAUGGAGUGACCCAGAGCUCAAGGUCACAGACAUGGCUUCCGGUCACAGGAAAACGGGGAUCAAAGCCUGAAAAUCCCAGCACCCCAAGGUCGUACCCCAGAGCGGUCCCUGAGGCCGUUCCCCAGAGCAGAUCCUGAGGCCGUACCCCAAAGCAGACCCCGGCACCCCGAGGCCAUUCCCCAGCGCAGACCCCGCAGCAAGGUUAACAUUUACAUUUCUACAGCACAAUGGGAGAUCCGGAAACACUUUGCAACCAAGUACUUGGUGAAAUACAGGAAAUUGCGAUUUUAUUUCCUUUAUCAGGGCAGUACGUUGACACAGCAGGUAGUGCUGCUGCCUCACAGCUCCACAGACCCAGGUUGGAUCCUGACCUCAGGCGCUGUUCGUGCGGAGUUUGCACGUUCUCCCUGUGACUGUGUGGGUUUCCCCCGGGUGCUCCGGUUUCCUCCCACAUCCCAAUGAUGUGUGGAUCGGUGGGUUAAUUGGCCACUGUAACUUGCCCCCAGUGUGUGGGUGAGGGGUGGAGUGUGAGAGAGAGAGAAUAGGUCAUGGGAAUAAGUGUGGGUUUGGGAGAGAUGGGAUUGAUCUGAGAGUUGACCAAUUUGCAGGAGAAUAAAAGAUGAGAGUAAAUAGAUAUCUGGGAAGAGAAGAAGCUGGUGGGAUCUCAGAGAUUGAGCUAGGGGCUUCCAGAGGUAGUCUCCACGGAUCUGGACUUGUGGGAAUGUGAUUUGGGGAAUGUGGAUAGAGCCAGUGGGGCUGGGAAACAGCACAACACGGCUCGGGAAGGGAAACCACGGAUGAGGAGGCAACGUACGGUGAAGUCAGUGGCAGUUGCAGGAACAAUCUCUGAUCAAAUCAGUGGACAGACUCGUGGAGGCAUUUGGUGCUGAUGUUACAAAUCAAUCCAGUAUUGAAACUGAACCGAUCAGUGACGUGUGGAUUGAAGCCGAUCAAACAAGGGCUAAACUCGUCGUGACUAAACUAAAAAAAGGGAUGGAAAGUCUACACUGGUGUGAUGUCUCUGUGGUGAUCAACCUUCGAACAGACAGAGCCCUGUAUAUCUAGGACAUAGAGAGAGAGAGAGGAAGCCCCAUGUCUGGGACGAGGAGAUCAGACCUGGGCAGUUCAACAUUGUGCAUCUAGUCA
Molecule: messenger RNA, 5065 nt
Organism: Pristis pectinata (smalltooth sawfish)
Lineage: Eukaryota; Metazoa; Chordata; Chondrichthyes; Rhinopristiformes; Pristidae
Product: tyrosine-protein kinase ITK/TSK-like
Exons: 17
Coding region: 59-1936 (625 amino acids)
Biological process (GO): B cell receptor signaling pathway; T cell receptor signaling pathway; intracellular signal transduction
Molecular function (GO): ATP binding; protein binding; non-membrane spanning protein tyrosine kinase activity
Source: RefSeq, a predicted model, not a curated record